Molecule: messenger RNA, 1548 nt
Organism: Metarhizium acridum CQMa 102
Lineage: Eukaryota; Fungi; Ascomycota; Sordariomycetes; Hypocreales; Clavicipitaceae
Biological process (GO): transmembrane transport
Source: RefSeq, a predicted model, not a curated record
AUGUUGAGGCAAAUCAUCAACUGGCUUUCCACCCCUGGAAUGAAGGGCGCGAUCGAAGACAGGGCCCCGACACAACAUGUUCGGCUCAAGUCUGGCGUCACCGAUGGGAAGAAUAUUGCUGUGGUUAUUGACUCUAAAGAGUCGGAUUCCGAAUCUCUUGUGAACAUCACCGGGUAUGUGACCCAGGCAAAGACCGGCAGACUUGACCGAUGGCUCGACGUCCUUGUCACUGCCUCCGGUUCAGAGCCCGUUUUCCUCAUCAUCGUAGCCGGUCUUUUGGUUUGGGCCUUUACUGGUAUUCGCUACGGCGAGGAAGACAAUUGGGCCGCCCUGAUUUCCGACAUUCAAGCCAUCAUCAGCUACCUGUUUGACUCCCUGCUCAUGCGUCAACAGCUGAAUGGAUACGAGCGCCAGGUACGAGCCGCAGCCAGUCUGACGUCUCGCGUCCAGAGCCAAAAGAAAAUGAUGCGGCAAAUCUUGGCCAGUGGUCGAUAUAAACGCGCCCGUCUCGGGGAUUUUCAAACCGCAGAGUCGUCAAAGUUUGGACCAGAGCUUCCCACGGAGAACUGGGCUGGACGGGCUUCCAACUAUUUCGCCGCGUUUCUUGGCCACUUUGCUACCAUUUGCAUGUACUGGGUCUGCAUCGCCAUCUGGCUUGCCUUUGGGCAUUACUGUGGCUGGAGUGACCGAUGGCAGCUGUACAUCAACUCGGCCACCUCGGCACUCAUGGUUUUGAUCUUUGCUUUCCUGGCAAAUAUCCGCGAACGGCACACGGUGUACAUCGAACGGUGCCUCAAUUCUAUAUUUGAGGUCGAUUCCGAGGUGGAACUGAAGCUUCGCGUCCUCACCGGUGAUGCCGAGGAGAACCCUGUCGUGGUCAUUCCCGCGCCUCGGGUCAAUGGGAUCCAGCGUGCCAUCUUCUACUACGCGGAUGUCAUCGGAACACUGGUUGGAAUUGCGCUACUCAUCAUUGUCAUGAUCGUGUGGAUCUGCAUUGGCCCUGCGAUGAAAUGGAGCGACAACUGGUGGCUUCUCAUCGGCACCUACGCGGGCCUGGUCGGGCUGGUGGAUGGAUUUGUCCUCCGGAACGUCCAACAGCGGCUGCACCAGUAUGAAGAAGUUGCACUCGAGAGCGCCAAGCUCGAAGAUGUAGCCAUUUCCGAUGAGAUGGGCGUACCUCCGCCGGAAAAGGCCGUCGUUGACCUCAACUCCAUCAACUAUCGGCUCUCCAACUCCAUGGGCAUCAUCUGUGCGCACGAGUUCACCGUCAUUCUGGGCGUCGUAGUCGUCAUUGGACUCAUUAUCGGUGCGAGCGCGAUGAAAUGGACUACUACGGGGCAGCUGCUUUGCAACAUCCCGCCUAGCCUCAUUGAAACAUUCUUCAUGAUGAUUCUCAUCACGGGACACAACCUUUCCGAGGCUGCGUGGCGAGCUGACCUUCACAACAUGUACUUGUGGCGACUGAGGAUGUUGUCGUUUGUUGAUCAUUUGGAGAGCAGCGAAGACGCGGCCUCCGACAAGACCCCGGAUACUGUUGCUUUGGAGUAG